This is a messenger RNA of Diutina rugosa, 2664 nucleotides long. It is a transcript of the gene RIC1, whose product is annotated as Ric1p. The record is from RefSeq and is a predicted model, not a curated record. Gene Ontology annotation, biological process: intracellular protein transport; retrograde transport, endosome to Golgi. The transcript has a single exon. Gene Ontology annotation, cellular component: Golgi membrane; Ric1-Rgp1 guanyl-nucleotide exchange factor complex; cytosol. The coding region runs from base 1 to 2664 and encodes 887 amino acids. NCBI's taxonomy places the organism in Eukaryota, Fungi, Ascomycota, Pichiomycetes, Serinales, Debaryomycetaceae.
AUGUGGAUCGAGGCGAACCCGGAACUUCUGCUAUCGCUCCCCGAUGAACCAAUCAAGCUUGUGGACAUCCCGCACACCCCGCUCGUCGCCUACACCACCAAAUUUCUGGUAACGGUGCUCAACCAGUACACCCUAAUCCCCGUCGCCACCCACACCCGCCAACAGAAGCUGGCCGACCAACACGGACACAAUGUCGACGUCAAAACGAAACACAUCACCGUCCACUCGGCCCAGCUCCAGAAACUCGUGCAGUUUGAGCUCGUAGUGGAGACGCUGAACCACUACCUUAUCGUCUACCACGGGCGCGUUGAGCCCCACCGCCACCUCUACGAGGUCCAUAAAGGCGACCAAGUGCUCCAGCUGGGUUUACCAGUCGCGUCUGACCAGCUGCCGUGGCUGUUACGGCUGAUUUUCCAGCUGGCGCUGAAACUAUUGGCUCCACCACCACAACCAAUUAUGGUGGAAACCUCACAUGAAAAUAACGAUGACGAUAACUUUACCAUUGAACUGGUGCGGCUCGCGGUGUUUAAAGUGCUUAAGAUCCUGAUUGGCAUCGACCGGUGGUGGUUAAAGGCCAAUUCGCAUAACCUCAUUGUGUUCUCUCAAGAUCAACUUCAAGUGGUCAAUUUGCAAAGUUUCAAGCACGAAGUGGUGUUGUUAGCCGACCAGAGCUGGUACUCGGGUUCCCAAGUCAAAUUCAUUGAGUAUAACCCGUAUCUGGGCUAUUUUCUUGCCGUCAACGCCGCCAACGAACUCUGGUACUUUGAGCUCACCAAAGGUGAUUCCGGCAUUGCCACCACCGGCCACCGCGUCGACCUGUUCGCUGGACUCCACACAGUGAAGAUCAGCUUCAGUUCUCAAGGGUUAACGCUUAUUCAGCUCAAUUCGUCAUUACGUCUAUUUUCAGAGAGUUUCGCCUUGAUCAAGCUGGUGCCGGCACCAGAGCUGGUUGAAAUAGUGUGGGCCCCGUCAGGCCAGUUUUACGUCGCUAUUGACCACGAUACAGGCUACUACCGCCUCGUUUCCCGCAUGGGCCACACCACGUUUGACCUGGCAAUCAUCCAACAAGAACUCACCCAGCCGUUCGUCAAAGCUCGCCAGUGUGUCAUUGCCGGCAACUCCGAAGUGAUGUACGUCGUUGGCGACAAGCUCUGGCAGUUACGCCUCCAGAGCGUCACCGAUAACGGCCACCUAUUUUACACCCACGACUACUUCGGCACCGUGUCUCGCCGCGUGACCAAGUACCCGAUACCGCCCAGGCUCAAACGGGUGAUGGCCCGCAUCGACGGCAACGCCAGCACGUACUACAUCCACCACUCGCUCAGCGGCCAGUACGCCAUCACCUACGGCGACCACAUCGCGGUGCUGACGCCAGCCAUGACACCUCCUUUGAAUUGGUACUUCUGUGACAACACCCACGAGCCCAUCAACGUGGUGUUUUCAUUCUGGUUCCGUGACUUUUUAGGGGUUAUUGUCCGUGAUGAUACUACUGACGAAGUAGUGGUAUUUGACUCGCGCCACACCAAAUACACUCACAGCUCGUUCUCGUUUGAUACCGAGCUGGUGGUGGCGAAAUACGCCGUCAGUGCUCGCGUGGGCGCGUGCCACAUGACUGGUCUGACCCUCGUAAUGAUGCUAACCAAUCAGAUCACCAUGGUCCAGUUUACCACUAAUCAGGAUAAAGUGAGCCUCAGCGGGUCGCUGAUCAACUUGCUGCUGAUCAAGAACCAGCUAAACACCCGCUUGGUGAGCCAGGUGGAUAAAGUCGGCGACCACUUCUUGCUCCUCAUGACCACGGGCGACUUCAUGAUCCUCCACAGCCUCGGCGGCUCCCAGUACGAGCUCGUGCUCAUUUCAAAAGGAGUAGAGUGGUUCAGGAUUGAUAGCGUCGCCUACCGCGACGGCAGCGCCGACUACGUCUACGCCCUCUGUCGUGACACCGUGUUUGUCUACCCGCUCGCCGCGGUGUGUGCCGGCGACACUCCCCAGCCCCUCGCCAUCACUGUCAGUGGAUUCCUGCCGCUCCGGCUUUGUCUGACUGCGAAACUGAUCGACUUAGUUGGGCUAGAACACGUCGUCAACCAUAACCGCCUAGCGGUGAAAACCGGCCACCGAGGCGUCCUCCACCACUUCAUCGAGCACGACCUCGUCCACACCCCCAAGGAGUUGGUCGUCCCCCGAUUGCUGAGCCGUUAUAGCGGCUACGACAGCUACAACUACUGCCUCGAAGUGUUGCUUGUGCGCUACCUUACCGAGAUCGAUAAGCCACCAGUGCUCGAUAAGCUCAUGGAGGUCGUCGACGACCUGGUAUACAUCAACUGCUUGCGCAAAAUCGAAGUGGGCUACUGGGAUAAGUUUUUCACUGCCCUUGGAACGACGGCCGAGGAUUAUAUGGCCAAGUUGAUCGAGAAGGGAGACGUCGAACGGUGCUACCACUACCUCAUCAUCUACCUCAACGCCGACACCAAGGACGAUGUCGACAACGAGGUGAUUCUCAAGAUCUUCCGCAUGCUCCAGCGCGCCGGCCGCUGGGACUGGUGCUUCGAGCUCUGCCGGUUCGUUAAACUUAUCGACCGCGAUUUCUUACUUGAGCUUCGCCGUGAGCUUGUCGAUGAUGAUACCAAGCUCGCCGUCGAGGCCGACGAGAAAUUGAUCCUCGCCUAG